AUGACAACGUGGUCCACACGACAGAAGCGGCAGUGUUUGCUGAAGGUAUUCACCCUCCUUUCCGUGGCCGUGUCCACCUACAUGGCCCUGGCGGUCUACCAUUCCUUCUCAACAAACAAACAGCUCAACACCAAGGACAUCAUGGACUUCGAAUUCAUGUCAAAGGAUGAGUACACUAUCCCUGAUAUCAUUCAUUUAUAUUGGCCUAUGGAGGAGAUACCCGCAGAUGUGGUUCCGUGGAUUAGAAAAUGGCGGAAGACGAACCAGGAUUAUGAGGUAUGGUUUUGGACGGAUGACGCAGUACGGCAGGUAUUGGCACGAAGUAAUCCAAAAUUUUUACAAACAUUUGAUCAUUUCUCACAAAAGACUCAACAGCGCUCGUUGACGUUGCGAUAUUUUUUGCUGUACACUUUCGGAGGUGUUUUCGCGGAUUUAGACAUCGAACCCCUGGCGUCAUUGGAACCGGUUCUACUUUCAAAACAGUGUAUUUUCGCGGAGGAACACCCGGUGCAUAAGAUCGCCAAAUGGCAGCAUCUAAAAACGCCAGUGAUAGACAGCAUCAUGGCGUGUAAACCAAAACAUCAAUUUUUCAAAUUUGCUGUCGAUAAAAUCUCAACGUCACGUAAGCAGGAUUACACUGGGACAGAACUCCUUACGGAUCUACUGAAGGCAUAUCGGGAUUCUAAUGGUACGGAGUCCAGUACGAUUGUCUACCAGCCGUAUUCUGUGUUUUUGCCAAGUUAUGAUAAACUUCAACCAAACGUAAACGAGUUUUUUCGGACAUGUUUCAAAUAUGGUCGCAAGUCUGUGGCGGCGGAAUGGUGUCGGCGUACGCAUGACAAGAAGUUCUGUAACUGUCCAAUGAAAGACUCCGUUACAACGCACCAUUGGCAGCACCCGUUCGCGCGUAGAAAUACAAAUACUAUAUCAGUGAGGAAGGUAAUGACAGAUGCAAAGAUUAUGAAGGAUGUGUUUAAAGUGCACAAAACAUCAACCACACAUAAAAAGCUCUAG
Lineus longissimus is the source of this 1014-nucleotide messenger RNA. RefSeq lists its product as uncharacterized. The record is from RefSeq and is a predicted model, not a curated record. The transcript has a single exon. Gene Ontology annotation, molecular function: mannosyltransferase activity. Bases 1 to 1014 code for a protein of 337 amino acids. Gene Ontology annotation, biological process: mannosyl-inositol phosphorylceramide biosynthetic process. Lineage: Eukaryota; Metazoa; Nemertea; Pilidiophora; Heteronemertea; Lineidae.